UGCCAGAAUAAGAAAACGAAAUUGAUCAUGGUCCUGAAAGCAGACGAAACCGCAGUCUAAGAUAAUAUUUUUCGACUGUAUGGCUGGAUGUUACUCCGGGAUCAUCAGGUCUAAUUUCGGUACCGGUCCACACGACUCACAGAGGUCUGACUUCGGCUCUUCGUGUCUCUGCGGAACUGAAGGACCAUGUCGGCCCACAAAACAAAGAAGGUUAAAAUGGCAACUAAAUCCUGUCCCGAAUGUGACCAACAGAUUCCAGUUGCCUGCAAAUCCUGUCCAUGUGGUUAUAUAUUUAUCAGCAGAAAACUUCUAAAUGCAAAACUCAGUGAAUGUCCUUCACCAGCUAUCACAGACAAACUGGACUUCAAGCGGAGAAGAACAGAGCGCAUUCGCAGAGAGAGGAUUGGCUCUCCUCUAACCAGUGACUCAGAAAACCACAGAAGAUCCCGAGCCAACAGUCAGUCAGAUACCAUCCGUAGAGGCCGUGGUCGCCCAAAGACUGUGGGCCUGAAGAAACAGGAAGAAGAGAAAGAAAAACAAGAAAAGGAAGUGGAUGUGUACGCCAGUCUGUCUGAUGAAAAGGCAUUUGUCUUUUCUGUGGCCUUGGCUGAGAUCAACCGUAAGAUCCUGAGUCAGAGACUUAUCCUAUAGAUUAAGACCAAAGAGAAGAUCAGAACAAGAGUUGACUUAGGCUUGAGUCACAUUGAAGUCAUCUUUAAAUAGUGGAUACUUGACUUGGGAUGAAAAGGGCAAGACUCGACUUAAACUUCUCACAAAUGUUUGACCCUUGACAAUGACUUAUAAAUAUGACUUCUGAAAAUCUGUGGACUUUUAUAGUUGCGAAAAUCAUUUUACAGGUCAUAAUGGCUUGUGAAAUAACCAAAGACUGCACACCUGGCUGGAGUACAUGCUUCUCCUGCAAAAGGGAUGUUCAAAAAAAUAAAGUUUUUUUAUUUUAUUUUAUCUUUUUCUUAUGGACAACAGUAUACAUGCGGUUUAAACAGCUUUGAUUAUUGUUUGUAUGCUAGUAGUAAAGUACCAUUAACCUCUCAUUUGCUGAAAUUUAUAUCCAAUUCUAUAUAAAACAUUUUUUGUUGAAAGUCAGAUGCUCAGUAGUGUUAAUUUGAAUAUAGAACAUGAAAGAAGGUGUAUGUUUGGCACUGGUAUAGAGUAGUGAUUUGAAAAUAUUAUGAAUACAAAUCUUCAGUUGUAAUGUAAUUGAAAUGAAUCACAGAAUAUAUGUUUGAACAAACAAUGCCUUUUCAUUAUAACUGUAUUUUUAAUGCAUAAAACGUAUUUUAAAACAAUUGUCAGCCCAGUCCUCCUGACUGCAAGCCAGAAAAGUAGGCCUCCUUACACCUGGAUCUUCCCCUGGGUCUCUUCCCGGUGGGACGUGCCCAGGACACCUCAUCCCUUCAUGAUGCCUGAGCCACCUCAACUGAUUCCUCUCGACAUGAAGGAGCAGCGGCUCUACUCUGAGUCCCUCCCAGAUGACUGAGUUUCUUACCCUAUCUCUAAGGGAGAACCCAGACACCCUACUGAGAAAACUCAUUUCGGCCGCUCGUAUCCGUGACCUUGUUCUUUCAGUCAAGACCCAAAGCUCAUUGCCAUAGAUGAGGAUGGGAAUGUAGAUUGACUGGUAAGUCAAGAGAUUUACUUUUAAACUCACCUCUCUCUUCAUCAUUACAGACUGGUACAGCGCCCACUUCACUGCAGAUGCUGUAUCAAUCCAUCUAUAUCAAUGUCCCGCUCCAUUUUCUCCUCAUUCGUGAACAAGAACCCGAGUCACUUAAACUCCUCCACUUGGGGCAGGACACCCUCCUCAAUCAGAAGAAAGCACUCUACCCUUUUCCUGCUCAACAUUAUGGCUUCUGAUGUGGAGACACGAACCUCAUUCCAGCCGCUUCACAUUCGUCUGCAAACCGCUCAAGUGAAAGCUUUAGAUCAAGGUCUGAUGAAGCCAGCAACAUAACCUGCAAAAAGUAGAGACAUGAUCCAAAGGCCACCAAAAUGGAUCCCCUCAACACCUUGGCUGGUCCUUGAAAUUUUGUCAAUCAAAGUAAUGAACAGAAUCACUGACAAAGGGAAAGUUUGGCGGAGAAAAACUCACCGGAAACGAACCUGACUGAAGGCAUGUUGGUGGCAAUGCUGACCAGUUUCUGACACUGAUCAGACAGGGACCUAACAGCCUAUCUCAAAGGCCCAAUACUGGCCCAAUACCGCAUACUGCUGGAGUAACCCCACAGGACUCACUGAGAGACAAGGUCGAACACCUUCUCCAAGUCCACAAAACACAGGGUGCGUGGACAAACUCCCACGCACCCUCCCGGACUCUGCUAAUGGUGUAGAGUUGGUCCAGUCGACGAAAACCACACUACUCUUUCUAAAUCCAAGAUUCGACUAUCUGAUGGACCCUCCUCUCCAGGACCCCUGAAUAUCAGGGAGGCUUAGAGGAAAGCAUGAUUAGUUAUAAAAAUAAAUCUUAUUUGGAAAAUAUUUAUUUUAGAUGUAAAAACAAAACAAUGAAACUGUAGGUUAUUUAGUUUUUGUAAAUUUUAAUAAAAUAUUUUCA
Messenger RNA from Poeciliopsis prolifica (blackstripe livebearer), 2572 nucleotides. RefSeq names its product chromosome unknown C16orf87 homolog (gene hdip1). NCBI's taxonomy places the organism in Eukaryota, Metazoa, Chordata, Actinopteri, Cyprinodontiformes, Poeciliidae. The transcript has 4 exons. The coding region runs from base 187 to 651 and encodes 154 amino acids. The record is from RefSeq and is a predicted model, not a curated record.